CACCUUGUCUACGUUUCUGAGCCUUUCCAGAGAGAGAGAUGGAAUCAAUCGGAGUCCUUAUGAUGUGCCCUAUGAACUCCUACCUCGAGAACGAGCUUCAGAACCGCUUCAACCUCCACCGCUUCUGGACUCUUCCGGAGAAAUCCGUCUUUCUCGAAACUCAUCGGAACUCAAUCCGCGCCGUCGUGGGAAACGCUUCUGCGGGCGCAGACGCUCGCCUCAUCGAUGAUCUCCCCAAGCUAGAGAUCAUCUCCAGCUUCAGCGUCGGCCUCGACAAGAUAGAUUUGGGGAAAUGCAAGGAGAAAGGGAUCCGAGUCACCAACACGCCAGACGUUCUCACCGAGGACGUGGCGGAUCUGGCGAUUGGGCUUAUAUUGGCUCUGCUGCGACGGUUGUGUCAGUGUGAUCGGUAUGUGAGGAGUGGCAAGUGGAAGUAUGGUGAUUUCCAGCUCACUACUAAGUUUAGUGGAAAGUCUGUGGGGAUCAUUGGUCUCGGUAGAAUUGGGACUGCCAUUGCAAAGAGGGCUCAAGGCUUCAAUUGCCCGAUUAAUUACUACUCAAGAACGGAGAAGCCUGAUGUAGGGUACAAGUAUUACCCAACCGUGGUUGAGCUUGCUCAAAACUCAGACAUCCUCGUGGUGGCAUGCCCAUUGACUGCCGAGACCAGACACAUUGUGAACCGGCAGGUGAUGGAUGCAUUGGGUCCAAAGGGUGUGCUGAUAAACAUAGGGCGUGGACCACAUGUCGAUGAGCAAGAGCUGGUGAAAGCUUUAACGGAAGGGAGACUAGGUGGGGCUGGGCUGGAUGUGUUUGAGCAGGAGCCACACGUGCCUGAGGAGCUCUUUGGACUUGAGAAUGUGGUUCUGCUUCCUCACGUUGGGAGUGCCACCGUGGAGACACGGAAUGCCAUGGCUGAUCUUGUGGUGGGUAACUUGGAAGCGCACUUUUCUGGGAAAUCACUUCUUACUCCGGUGGUCUGAGUGGUUUCUUGUCUCUUGGCCUUUUUACUUUUAUUAUGAUGAUAUUGAUAAACGAAAUAAAUAAUACUGGGAAGGUGUUAAUUUCUCUGCCAAAUAAAGUUGACAAUCGUAUGAUACGGG
Molecule: messenger RNA, 1100 nt
Organism: Eruca vesicaria subsp. sativa (arugula)
Lineage: Eukaryota; Viridiplantae; Streptophyta; Magnoliopsida; Brassicales; Brassicaceae
Source: the annotation of a GenBank genome assembly